AUGGCGCCGAAACGCAAGACGUCCGACGCCGACGUUGACAGCAAACCCAACGGGUCUCACGCAAACAAGAAAGGCCGCACCAACCUGCGAGAGCCCCAUCCCAAUGCGAAGCAGACCGAGGACUUUGGAAUCGUCCUGCGUGAAUUUUACCCUCCCGAGAUGAGCAAUGAGCGAUGCCAGGCGUACAACGAUGGGACCAUCGAACGGCCCAUUGAAACACUGGAAAAGGCAUGCCGGGACACGGCCGACCAGCGCCGUUCCAUCAACGCUGGUAAAGCUGUGGUCCAUUGGUUCAAGAACGAUCUACGACUUCAUGAUAACCGGGCCCUUCAUACCGCCUUCACAAUCGCCCGCGAUCACCAAAUACCCCUCAUCUGUCUCUACAUCGUCUCGCCAGAGGACUUUGAAGCCCAUCUCACCAGUCCGGCGCGGGUGAACUUUAUCUUACGGACCUUGGAGCGACUACAACGGGACCUGGCCGAGGUGGACAUUCCGCUCUACAGCGAGACGCAAGAGAAGCGGAACAGGAUUCCGAGCCGGGUGGUUGAACUCUGCCAGAAAUGGGGAGCUAAACAUCUCUGCGGAAAUGUCGAGUACGAGGUGGAUGAGCUGCGGCGCGAUGCCAAACUCGUACGACUGUGCGCCGAGAAUGAGAUUGAUUUUGCACCCACGCCAGACACUUGUGUUGUCACACCGGGUGCCCUGAGCAGUCAGCAGGGCAAACAAUAUGCUGUCUAUACCCCUUGGUUCCGCUCCUGGCUGGCCUUUCUUAAAGAGAACCCAGACUACCUCGAGCUGUCCGAGGAACCGGGAUCUAACCUGGGCGACGCGAGAAAGACAUUCGCCGACUUGUUCGACUGUUCAAUUCCGACUGCCCCGAGGAGCAAGCAAUUGCCCGGCGACGAAAAGGUGCGAUUUGAGAAACUCUACCCGGCUGGCGAGCACGAAGCUACGCAGCGCCUGGAGAAAUUUCUGGAGGAGAAGGCCACGAAGUACGACGAGAUGCGCAGUGACCUGUCCGGGGAAUACACGUCGAUUCUCAGUCCAUACUUUGCAUGUGGAGCUCUGAGCGCGCGUACUGCGGUGGUGACGGCCAAGCGGCUAAACAAGAAUUGGCUCGAUCGUGGCAACCAGGGCUAUGUGAGCUGGAUCAGCGAGGUGGCCUGGCGGGACUUCUACAAGCAUGUCCUGGUCCACUGGCCGUUUAUCUGCAUGAACAAGUGCUUCAAGCCCGAGCAUACCAACAUCGAGUGGGAGUACGAUGCCGACCAGUUCCAGGCGUGGUGUGACGGCAAGACAGGCUUCCCCAUUGUUGACGCGGCGAUGCGGCAGAUUCGCCAUUGCGCAUGGAUGCACAACCGUACUCGCAUGGUGGUCUCCUCCUUCCUCUCGAAGGACCUGCUGAUCGAUUGGCGCCGCGGCGAGCGUUACUUCAUGGAGCAUCUGAUCGACGGCGAUUUCGCGUCGAACCAUGGCGGGUGGGGGUUUGGCUCGAGCACUGGUGUCGAUCCCCAGCCCUACUUUCGCAUAUUCAACCCGCUGCGCCAGAGCGAGCGCUUCGACCCGGACGGCGAAUACAUUCGGCGCUGGGUGCCCGAGCUGCGCGACAUCCAGGGCAAAGCAAUCCACGAUCCGUACAGCACCAAGGAGGCGGCGGCCAUUGCGGAGAAGCAGGGAUAUCCCCGGCCGAUCGUGGACCAUGCGGACAGCCGGGCGCGGGCGCUGGAACGGUAUAAAAGGGCGCUGCAUGGGUGA
Penicillium argentinense is the source of this 1755-nucleotide messenger RNA. RefSeq names its product deoxyribodipyrimidine photo-lyase PHR1. Lineage: Eukaryota; Fungi; Ascomycota; Eurotiomycetes; Eurotiales; Aspergillaceae. The record is from RefSeq and is a predicted model, not a curated record. Gene Ontology annotation, molecular function: FAD binding; DNA binding. Bases 1 to 1755 code for a protein of 584 amino acids. The transcript has a single exon. Gene Ontology annotation, cellular component: nucleus; cytoplasm. Gene Ontology annotation, biological process: circadian regulation of gene expression; entrainment of circadian clock by photoperiod.